Cynoglossus semilaevis (tongue sole) is the source of this 1189-nucleotide messenger RNA. RefSeq names its product mitochondrial translation release factor in rescue (gene mtrfr). Gene Ontology annotation, cellular component: mitochondrion. Gene Ontology annotation, biological process: translational termination. The coding region runs from base 184 to 696 and encodes 170 amino acids. The transcript has 2 exons. Gene Ontology annotation, molecular function: translation release factor activity. The record is from RefSeq and is a predicted model, not a curated record. NCBI's taxonomy places the organism in Eukaryota, Metazoa, Chordata, Actinopteri, Pleuronectiformes, Cynoglossidae.
GAAGAGUUGACAGGAAAAACAAUCUUGAAACAAAAAACGUGGAAACCGUUGUUGAACAAACAUCGCAUUUAUGAGUCUUCACACUGACGUACUGGAUUAAUAACCCUCUUUUGGUGAAGUGUAAUGUGAAUCCAUAUUGGUAUUCCAUUUAAAAGCUGAUGAACUGAGGAGAUUGGUGUAAAAAUGGCAUUGCUGCUUUCGUCUUUCAGAUCUGUGUUUUCUGUCACUUGUCUGUGGGUGAGGACAGGAUCUCCCAUCUGUCCUUCUCUUCUCACUCCGCUGUCUCCGCCUGGAUUUAGCCUUGUAUGUGCGGCAGGUAAAAAGCAGCUGGCAGACCUUACUGAACUAAAUGAGGAGGAGCUGGAGGAGCAAUUUGUCAGAGGAACUGGACCCGGAGGACAGGCUACCAAUAAGACCAACAACUGUGUAGUGCUCAAGCACAUCCCCACUGGGAUUGUAGUCAAGUGCCAUCAAACCCGAUCUGUGGAUAUAAACCGUAAACGAGCUCGAGACAUCCUGAGAGAGAAACUUGACAUAGAGUUCAAAGGAAAAGAUAGUCAAGUUGUUAAACUAAAGGCAGAGUCUGUGCUGAAGAAACAGGAGAAGAAGAAGAAGUCACGAGACAAUCUGGAGAGGAAGAAACAGUUUAAGCGAUCACUGGUGACAGACUCCACAGAAAAAAACAAUAUUGUAUAAACACUAACAAAUUUGUAUAAAUGAUCAUGGACCUUAUUCUUGUGAACAAUUGUUGACAAAACCUUUUAAAAUGUGUUGCCUUUCCAUGUACAGUGUAAUCAUGCUAACAAAGCAUUUUAAAUGCCCUGGUCCAGAAUGACUUCUAUAACCAAAACUUUUAAUAAUAUCUAGUAAUAUUUUUAUUUUAUAUGUGUGUGAUUGACAGAUAUUAAAAUUGAACAUCAUGACAGACACUUUACAGACAGCUGUUUGUCUAAGCAAUAGGGUUUCAGCAACCACUGUUUUUGUAACUUCUGUAUAAAGUUUAAAUAUCAGAAUAAAAACUUAAUUAUACCUUAUGUUGAUACAUGUCACGUUCCAAAUUAAUAUACUUUAUAACCAUUUUAUUAGAGCAAAUAAUACAAAAUAAAGGCAUAUAUAUAUAUAUAUAUAAUUUUCAAUAAUGAAUUUGCUAUUCACACUGUUUAAAAUAUAAAUAAAUCUUUGCAAAGUC